AUGUCAUUGAUCGACUCCUCUUACGGCAAGGCUAACGUCAAGUUCUUGAAAGUCAAGCGCGACAGACACAACCCAAAGGUCCAGGAAGUGUUACAGGCCAACUGCCAGGUUUUGUUGAGAGGUGACUUCGACGUUUCGUACACGGAAGCUGACAAUUCGCCCAUUGUUCCCACAGACACCGUCAAGAACACCAUUUUAAUCGAGGCCAAGAACACCGAGGUGUGGCCCAUCGAGCGCUUUGCUGCCCACUUGGCCAAGCAUUUCACCACCAAGUACAACCACGUUUCCGGAGUCGAGGUGACCAUUGUCCAGGACGUGUGGACGAAGUACGAAACCAGAAGAACGUUUUUGACCUACAACAAGCCUUCCAACAAGGUCACCAUUGUCUCUGGCAUCAAGGAUUUGAAGGUGAUGAAAUCAACCGGCUCGAUGUUCUACGGCUACAACGAGUGUGACUACACCACGUUGAAGCCAACCACAGACAGAAUUUUGUCGACCAAUGUGGACGCCUCAUGGAAGUUCGAGUCCCACUUGUCCUCCCUUGACGAUGUCGUGCAGAAGGCCAAGAACGGUUUGUUCGACAAUGUUUACGAGAGUGCCAGGAAGAUCACCUUGGACAGGUUUGCCAUUGAAAACUCUCCUUCUGUCCAGGCCACCAUGUACAAUAUGUCACUUGAGAUCUUGGACGCUGCUCCUGCCGUGGACACUGUUAGCUACGAGUUGCCCAACAUCCACUUCAUCUUAUACAACUUGGAGUGGAAGGGUAUCAACAACGACGACUUGUACUACCCUUCGAGCGACCCCAACGGGUUGAUCAAGUCGACCGUGGGCAGAAAGGUUCCAUCGAAGUUAUAA
Candidozyma auris is the source of this 855-nucleotide messenger RNA. RefSeq lists its product as uncharacterized. Gene Ontology annotation, molecular function: urate oxidase activity. Gene Ontology annotation, biological process: urate catabolic process; purine nucleobase catabolic process. The transcript is spliced from 2 exons. Gene Ontology annotation, cellular component: peroxisome. The record is from RefSeq and is a predicted model, not a curated record. The coding region runs from base 1 to 855 and encodes 284 amino acids. NCBI's taxonomy places the organism in Eukaryota, Fungi, Ascomycota, Pichiomycetes, Serinales, Metschnikowiaceae.